Callithrix jacchus (white-tufted-ear marmoset) is the source of this 4292-nucleotide messenger RNA. RefSeq names its product proline rich 11 (gene PRR11). Gene Ontology annotation, cellular component: nucleus; cytoplasm. The record is from RefSeq and is a predicted model, not a curated record. NCBI's taxonomy places the organism in Eukaryota, Metazoa, Chordata, Mammalia, Primates, Cebidae.
GGUGCAAUCGAAAGAAGAGCCGACCAAUCACACGAGAGCUUCCGCCGACAGCAGAGGGGACGUAACACACCUUCUUUCCUCUCCUGCUUCCCCUCCCCUUCUCUCCCGACUUCCCCUUAUUCAUACCAGAAGCGCCUCAGCUCUGAUUGGCCAGGACACUGUGCUAUCUCAGCCAAUCACAAGCCAGGCUGUGCUCCUACACUAUCCGAAGAGCGAAUCAUGCAGAAACCGUGUCUACGAUUGGUCCCUCCCUGACAAGUAUUUAAUUUUGAAUUUUUCUUUAUGGCGUGGGAGAGGCUACAACCCGGACUCCAUCGACUCCCCCGGCUCUUAGACUAAAACCAUGCCCAAGUUCAAACAACGAAGAAGAAAGCUAAAAGCCAAAGCCAAAAGAUUAUUGAAAAAAAAAGAAGCCUCUCACGUUCAGUCCAAGCUAAUUACACCUCCUCCUCCACCAACCUCACCAGAAAGAGUCAUUAUUUCUUCAACAGAUGUAUCUCAAAUCAGAAGCUGGCUAAGAUCAUCCUGGAACUUCAAAUUUCCUAACAUCAGAGGUGCAAUAAAAUCUUGGACAAAUAGAGUAUGGUCUAUAUACAGCUUGUGUCAGAACUGCAUAACCCAGAGUUUAGAAGUAUUGAAAGACACCAUCUUUCCAUCUCGUAUCUGCCACCGAGAACUUUACAGUCUAAAACAACAGUUUUGCAUUUUGGAAAGUAGAUUAUGCAAGCUCCAGGAAGCCCUGAAGACUAUCUCAGAAAGUUCUUCCUGUCCAAGCUGUGGUCAAACAUGUCACAUGGGUAAACUUACAAAUGUGCCUGCCUGUGUUCUAAUCACCCCUGAAGACAAAGCUGUGCUUCCUUCCACACUGCCACAGCCAACCAGCCAUCUUCCUCCUCCACCUCCACCUCCUCCUCCUCCUCCUCCUCCACCACCUCCUCCACCACCACUAGCACCUGUGCUGCUCCAAAAACCCAGUCUCGCUAAAGCGCUUCAGGCUGGACUAUUAAAAAAAGAUGGACCCAUGCAGAUAACAGUUAAAGAUCUGCUGACUGUAAAAUUAAAGAAGACACAGAGUUCAGAUGAAAGGAGGAAGAUUAUACCAUCGCCGAAGGCACGGAAUCCACUAGUUACUGUCUCUGACUUGCAGCGUGUUACCCUGAAACCUAACUCCAAAAUGUUAUCAACUCGAGUUACAAAUUUCUUAAUUACUCCUGGAAAAAGUCAGAUGGAUCUGCGGAAACUGCUUAGAAAAGUCGAUGUAGAGAGGAGCCCAGGUGGAACCCCUCUUACCAAUAAAGAAAAUAUGGAAACAGGAACAGGACUGACUCCAGUAAUGACACAGGCCUUAAGGAGAAAAUUUCAGCUGGCUCACCCUAGAAGCCCAACUCCAACUCUACCACUUUCUACAAGCAGCUUUGAUGAACAAAAUUGAUGCCAACUCUGCCUGACUCCAUGUGACAAUCCAGAAAACAUACAGAUAAAAACACCCAGCCGGGUGCGGUGGCUCACACCUGUAAUCCCAGCACUUUGGGAGACCCAUGUGGGUGGAUCACCUGAGGUCAACAGUUCAAGACCAGCCUGGCCAACAUGGUAAAACCCUGUCUCUACUAAAAAUACAAAAAAUUAGCUGGGUGUGGUGGCAGGCACUUGUAAUCUCAGCUAUUCAGGGGGCUGAGAAUUGAGAAUCUCUGUUGUCCAGGCUGGUGUGCAGUGGCACAAUCUUGGCUCACUGCAACCUCUACCUCCCGGGUUCAAGCAAUUCUCCUGCCUCAGCCUCCCGAGUAUAUAUAUGUGUAUAUAUACGUAUAUAUACAUAUUUUUUGAGAUGGAAUCUCAUUCUGUUGCCCAGGCUGGAGUGCAGUAGCACAAUCUUGGCUCACUGCAACCUCCACCUCCUGGGUUCAAGCAAUUCUCCUGCCUCAGCCUCCUGAGUAGCUGGGAUUACAGGUGUGUAACGCCUUGCCCAGCUAAUUAUUGUAUUUUUAGUAGAGACAGGGUUUCACCGUGUUGGCCAGGCUGGUCUUGAACUCCUGACCUUAGGUGAUCCACCUGCCUUGGCCUCCCAAAUGUUGGGAUUACAGGCAUGAGCCACCACAGCCAGCCAGAGAUCCACAUCUAUAUUUAUAACACAUUUAUGUAUGAAAAUUAAGGAGGUGGCCGGGCACAGUGGCUCAUGCCUGUAAUCCCAACAUUUUGAGAGGCUGAAGCAGACGAAUCACUUGAGGUCAGGACUUUGAGACCAGCCUGGCCAACAUGGUGAAAACUGUCUCUACUAAAAUUACAGCAUUAGCCAGGAGUGGUGGCACAUGCCUGUAGUCCCAGUUACUUGGGUGGCUGAGGCUGGAGAAUCGCUUGAACCUGGGAGACAGAGGUUGCAGUGAGCAGAUCACACCACAGCGCUCCAGCCUGGGUGACAGAGCAAGAGACUCCGUCUCAAAAAAAAAAAAAAGAAAAAAGAAAAAAAGAAAAUUAACUAGGUAAUGAAGUUAAGAGUUAUCUCAGCUUCUAGUAAAAGUUGUUUUUUUAAAAACCUGUGCUGGGCUCAGUGGUUCAUGCAUUUAAUCCCAGCAGUUUGGGAGGUCGAGACAGGCAGAUUACGAGGUCAGGUGUUUGAGACCAGCCUGGCCAAUAUGAUGAAACCCGUCUCUACUAAAAAAACACAAACAAAUUAGCUGGGCAUGGUAGUGUGUGCCUUUGAUCCCAGCUACUCAGGAGGCUGAGUCAGGAGAAUCUCUUGAACCAGGGAGGCGGAGGUUGCAGUGAUCCAAGAUCGUGCCAUUGCAUUCCAGCCUGGGCAACAGAAUGAGAGUCUGUCUCAAAAAAAAAAAAAAAAACCUACUAACUACAUUUAUAUUAUGUAAAAAUAAAGGGAAUAAUCGCUGAGAAUAAAGCAGUUGAGUAUAACAAUAAUAUUUUAUGGGGCACUUACAAUGUUUAUAAUAUUGUAAAGCACCAUGUACUCUAUUCAUUUAAUGCUAAAUGACUUGACCAUUCCUGUGGGAUAAAAGAUCAUAAGGGCCAGGCGCCAUGACUCACGCCUGUAAUUCUAAGACUUUGGGAGGACAAGGCAGGUGGAUGACUUGAGCUCAGGAGUUCAAGACCAGCCUGGGCAAAAUGAUGAAAACCCCGUCUCUACCAAAAAUACAAAAAAUUAGCCAGGUGUGAUGUUAUGUGCCUUCAGUCCCCACUACUUGGGAGGCUGAGGUAGGAAGAUGGUUUAAGUCCAGGAUGUAGAGGUUGCAAUGAGUUGAGAUCGUGCCACUGCACUCCAUCCUGAGCAGUAGAGUCAAACCCUGUCUUUAAAAAAAAAAAAAAAAAAAAGAGGCCAGGCACAGUGGCUCAUGCCUGUAAUCCCUGCUCUUUGGGAGGCUGAGGGUGGAGCAGAUCACUUGAGGUCAGGAGUUUGAGACUAGCCUGGCCAACAUGGUAAAACCUCAUCUCUACCAAUAUAUAUAUAAUAUAUAUAUUAAUAUAUAAAAAUUAUCUGGGCAUGGUGGCAUGUGCCUAUACUCCCAGCUACUCAGGAGGCUGAAGCAUGAGAAUUACUUGAACUCUGGAGGUGGAGGUUGCAGUGAGCCGAGAUCACACCACUGCACUCCAGUCCUCCAGUCUGGGCAACAGAGUGAGACCCUAUUUCAAAAAAAAAAAAGAACAAAAGAAAUGCUUUAUGGGCCAGUGCAGUGGCUCACACUUAGAAUCCUAGCACUUUGGGAGGCUGAGGCAGGAGGAUCACUUGAGGCCAAGAGUUCAAAACAAGCCUGGGCAAUAUGGCAAGACCCCAUCUCUACAAAAAACAAAAAGUAUUUGGGUGUGGUGAUGUGUGCCUGUACUCCCAGCUUCUUGAGAGUCUUAGGUGGGAGAAUCACUUGAGCCCAGGAGGUUAAGGCUGCAGUGAGCUGUGUUCAUACCACCACACCCCAGCAUACUGGGUAACAGAGCAAGACUUUGUCUCAAAAAGAGAAGAAAAAUGCUUUGCUACAUAGUGGGGCCAGGCAGAAAAAAAAAAAAAAGUCCUAUAUAAAUCAUAUAGAUAAAUAUUUGCAAAGCUGCUACUGCCAUUGUACCAGUGUUAAAAUGUGUUCUACCUUGUAUCUUUUACUGAUUUUUAUCACAGCUUUUAUAUUGCAACCAUUUGAGAACUCAGUAAGUGCUAUGGCUUCCUUAAACUACUAUUUAUCAUAUGGUCCCAGUAUGUACUUUGAGACUCAAUAGCAACCAGAGAAUAUAAACAACCAAGGUGUAUCUGGUUAUGUUUUUAAAUAAAGAUUAAUAAAAUUUUGGUUUUUCUCUUU